Venturia canescens is the source of this 1516-nucleotide messenger RNA. RefSeq lists its product as uncharacterized. Lineage: Eukaryota; Metazoa; Arthropoda; Insecta; Hymenoptera; Ichneumonidae. Gene Ontology annotation, cellular component: plasma membrane. Gene Ontology annotation, molecular function: olfactory receptor activity; odorant binding. The coding region runs from base 85 to 1260 and encodes 391 amino acids. Gene Ontology annotation, biological process: sensory perception of smell; detection of chemical stimulus involved in sensory perception of smell. The record is from RefSeq and is a predicted model, not a curated record. The transcript is spliced from 5 exons.
AACAAGACUCGCAACUGAGAAGACUGAAAUCUCGUGUCCGGCAGUGCAGUAACUAAAGUUUCCAAGUUCGCGAUAUUCGUGAAUAUGAAGAGAAGCGAAUAUUUUCGUCGCGCCAAUCGUUUUAAUGCUUUUGUCAAUUUUUUCGCCGGGCAUUUUUUGCCGCUCAGUGAGGACGAUGCAAAAUUAGGCUUUUUUGGCAACCUGUGGAUGGCGUUCGCUUGGGCGGUUAAAAUCGUGUAUUGGACGAGCAUUGCUUUGGGCACGGUGCACUUCGCCGAUUUGACGGCUGAUCAAGCUUUUAAGAAAUCUGGUGCCAUAACGGUCCUCAGUAGUGAAGUAUUUUUCCCCCUUUGUUAUCUUAAUCUUCGACGGAAUGAUCUACGCAAAUUGAUCGAAUAUUAUAACGUUAUUCUCAUCGAUUCCGAUGAAUUUAGACAGUGCGUUAGUCGGUCUAUGAAACCUUACAUCAAAGGCCUCAAGUUUUACUUCAUCGUCGGCCUCACGGCUGCAUUUUUUUUCCCCGCAGCGCCGAUCUUCCGAAUUUUCGAAAGUGAACGUUUUACCUACGCCGAUUUCACUGUGCCGGCUUAUUUGCCCGGUGAACCAUUCGGGAGAGGUGUUUUUGCUGCUGGUGUUGUUUUGGAAAUUUUUGGUGGUUGCGCUGUACACGUUGGAGCGAUUGGCAUUUAUACGUAUGUCAUCCAUUACGUUACUAUCCUUAUAGCUCAAUUCAAAUAUAUUCGUAUACAAUUCGCCGAAGCUCUGAGUGAAAAGAACGGACGGAAAGACGAUUCGUCUGUGGUCGCUGCGUUAAGUAAAUGCAUUGAACAUCAUAGCGCAGUCAUUGCGGUUGGUCAAACGCUCAUCGAGAUAUUGGCGCUUUAUAUCGGCGCGACCUACAUCACUUGUAUAUUAGAAUUCUGUUUUCUAGCCUACGGAGUGAUCACCUUCGGGAAUGCUGUCGUCGAAAAGUUCGCUUACAUGGCUUACAUAUGUUGCCGUAUAUUAGUAGUAUUUCUGCUCUGCUCCAGCAUUCAAGAACUGGUCGAUGCAAGCACGUCUGUAACGGAUGAUGCAUUUCAUGAAAAUUGGUACGCACGUGGCAAGACUGUACAGAAAACUUUCUACGUAAUUCAACUCAGCAAUCGAAUCGAAUGCCGAAUCAGCGCUUACCGAAUCGUCGAUCUCGUCGUGCCAACCUUAGCUUUGAUUCUAAGCAAGUCUUACUCGGUGUGCUUGCUUCUACUUAACGUAAAAUGAAUCGUGUGCUGUUCGACACAAUGUAACGAAAAAUCACUCUACUCCAACGAUAACGGCUUAAGAAGAAACAAUAUUCGUUCUACAACGUAUCUACACGUCAAGUGUUCUCUCGACCGCUUUUUUUCAACGACGUCAACCGUGAAACCUCCCCUUGCAGUUUUUGGCUACGAUAAUCUUUUGUUGAUCCCUUUUGAAGCAAAAAAAGUGUCGGUACGAUAUCAAAAGCACAAUAAAAUGGAACAUCUCUCUGUCAAUA